This is a messenger RNA of Rhinopithecus roxellana (golden snub-nosed monkey), 3634 nucleotides long. RefSeq names its product fizzy and cell division cycle 20 related 1 (gene FZR1). The transcript has 14 exons. Gene Ontology annotation, biological process: anaphase-promoting complex-dependent catabolic process; positive regulation of anaphase-promoting complex-dependent catabolic process; positive regulation of ubiquitin protein ligase activity. Gene Ontology annotation, molecular function: ubiquitin ligase activator activity; protein binding; anaphase-promoting complex binding. Gene Ontology annotation, cellular component: anaphase-promoting complex. NCBI's taxonomy places the organism in Eukaryota, Metazoa, Chordata, Mammalia, Primates, Cercopithecidae. The record is from RefSeq and is a predicted model, not a curated record. The coding region runs from base 247 to 1737 and encodes 496 amino acids.
GCGCGCGGCCGGCCGGGCGCGCGCGGCGGAGGGAGGGAGCCGGGAGGCAGCGGAGGAGCUACGGCCGCCAUAUUAGGGACCGCGGAGCCCGGGAUCCCGUCAGCGGCGGCUGCGGCCGGGCCUGCGGGAGCUGCGGGGGCCGGAGGCGGGCGCUGUGCGGUGCCGGGAGAGGCGGGGUCGGCGGGAGCCAGCGAGCGACGGGAGCGAGCCAGGCUAACCUUGCUGCAGGCCGAGCCCUGCCUCACCAUGGACCAGGACUAUGAGCGGCGCCUGCUCCGCCAGAUCGUCAUCCAGAAUGAGAACACGAUGCCACGCGUCACGGAGAUGCGGCGGACCCUGACGCCUGCCAGCUCCCCCGUGUCCUCGCCCAGCAAGCACGGAGACCGCUUCAUCCCCUCUAGAGCCGGAGCGAACUGGAGCGUGAACUUUCACAGGAUCAACGAGAAUGAGAAGUCUCCCAGUCAGAACCGGAAAGCCAAGGACGCCACCUCAGACAACGGCAAAGAUGGCCUGGCCUACUCUGCCCUGCUCAAGAAUGAGCUGCUGGGUGCUGGCAUCGAGAAGGUGCAGGACCCGCAGACCGAGGAUCGCAGGCUACAGCCCUCCACACCUGAGAAGAAGGGUCUGUUCACGUAUUCCCUCAGCACCAAGCGCUCCAGUCCCGAUGAUGGCAAUGACGUGUCUCCCUACUCCUUGUCUCCCGUCAGCAACAAGAGCCAGAAGCUGCUCCGGUCCCCACGGAAACCCACCCGCAAGAUCUCCAAGAUCCCCUUCAAGGUGCUGGACGCGCCUGAGCUGCAGGACGACUUCUACCUCAACCUGGUGGACUGGUCGUCCCUCAACGUGCUCAGCGUGGGGCUGGGGACCUGCGUGUACCUGUGGAGCGCCUGCACCAGCCAGGUGACGCGGCUCUGUGACCUCUCGGUGGAAGGGGACUCAGUGACUUCCGUGGGCUGGUCUGAGCGGGGGAACCUGGUGGCGGUGGGCACACACAAGGGCUUUGUGCAAAUCUGGGACGCGGCCGCAGGGAAGAAGCUGUCCAUGUUGGAGGGCCACACGGCACGCGUCGGGGCGCUGGCCUGGAACGCUGAGCAGCUGUCGUCCGGGAGCCGCGACCGCAUGAUCCUGCAGAGGGACAUCCGCACCCCGCCCCUGCAGUCAGAGCGGCGGCUGCAGGGCCACCGGCAGGAGGUGUGCGGGCUCAAGUGGUCCACAGACCACCAGCUCCUCGCCUCAGGGGGCAACGACAACAAGCUGCUGGUCUGGAAUCACUCGAGCCUGAGCCCUGUGCAGCAGUACACGGAGCACCUGGCGGCCGUGAAGGCCAUCGCCUGGUCCCCGCAUCAGCAUGGGCUGCUGGCCUCGGGGGGCGGCACAGCCGACCGCUGCAUCCGCUUCUGGAACACGCUGACGGGACAGCCGCUGCAGUGUAUCGACACGGGCUCCCAAGUGUGCAAUCUGGCCUGGUCCAAGCAUGCCAACGAGCUGGUGAGCACGCACGGCUACUCACAGAACCAGAUCCUUGUCUGGAAGUACCCCUCCCUGACCCAGGUGGCCAAGCUGACCGGGCACUCCUACCGCGUGCUGUACCUGGCAAUGUCCCCUGAUGGGGAGGCCAUCGUCACUGGUGCUGGAGACGAGACCCUGAGGUUCUGGAACGUCUUUAGCAAAACCCGUUCGACAAAGGUAAAGUGGGAGUCUGUGUCUGUGCUCAACCUCUUCACCAGGAUCCGGUAAACCUGCCGGGCAGGAGUGCGCCACGCCAGCCAUCGUCAGAGGACCCCAGCUCCUCAGCUUGCAUGGACCCUGCCUUCCCAGCGCUUGUCCCCCGAGGAAGGCGGCCGGGCGGGCGGGGAGCUGGGCCUGGAGGAUCCUGGAGUCUCAUUAAAUGCCUGAUUGUGAACCAUGUCCACCAGUAUCUGGGGUGGGCACGUGUUCGGGGACCCUCAGCAUCAGGGGCUCUGUCUCCCUUCCUAAAGGGCAAGAACCACAUUGGACGGUCCCGGCUCAGACCGUCUGUACUCAAAGCGAUGGACGCCCCCUGGGACCCUCACUGCCUCCAUCUGUUCAUCACCUGCCCACCGGCGCCGCUUGCUCUUCCUGGAAUUGCCCACGUCUGCACGGAACAGACACCAGACACCAGGGCUGAUUGCUGGGGGCCUCAGACCCCCGGCUGCCCGUUCACGGCUACAGUCCCACCAUGUCAAACGCAAGACCAGACCCAAGGCCAGACCAAGACGUGUAGGCCUGGGCAGUUGGCUCAGGGCCACUGGCGGAACCGGCCUGUGGAUCCAGGAGACAGUCCCCGCCUGGGCUUCACAGUGUCCUUGCAGCCACCUCUGCUGUCACCGCUCGAAGUAGCAGUCUCUGGAUGCAUCUGUGUCACGGCCAUCACCUGGCAGGCCGUGGGCUUCAGACAGGCCUGUGCAUCCUGGCCGAGCAUCACCCUCACACCGGAGGAGGUCGUCUGCUCUGGACUCGUCACCCCAGGAGAACUGAACACGGGCCUGCUCACUGCCCUGGCUGGAGAGGAGCACAACAGAUGCCACGUCUUCGUGCAUUCUUCAACACGUGCCCUCACCGGGCCAGCGUCCCCCUUCCCCGCACAAGACUUGCAUCCCCCGUGCCUGCUGGGUGGCUGGGUCCUGUGGAGGCCAGCGGCGGUGUGGCCCCCGCCCCCAGGCUGCCCGUGUCUUCGCCUGUCCUGUCCACCAGCGCCAGCGGCCGUGGGGAAGCCAAGGAGACCCAAGGGGUCCAGGAGGUGGGCGCCCUCCGUCCUUCCAGAAGCUUCCCGGGCUCCUCUGUUCCUCUGUCUCAUGCUCCCAGGCCGCACAGCAGGCGGGGAGGGAGGCAAGGCUGGGAAGUGGGGCCUGAGCUGAGCACUGCCUGCCCCCCCACCCCUUCCCAUUUCAUUGGUGGAGACGUGGAAAGGGUGGGGCGGGCUGGAGUUGGAGGGUCCCGCCUGCCACCCUGCUGUGCUUGGGAACCCCCACUCCCCACAUCCCAAUAGCCUGGUGUCCCCAGUGGGGUUGGUGUGCAUGUGUACAUAUGUAUUUGUGACUUUUCUUUGGAUUUGUUUUGUGUUUUUGUUGAGCAGUCCUGGAAAUGUUUGAGGCUAGACGGGGAGGGGCCGGGACCCACCCACUGCUCCUAGGGGACGGGGUCCUGGUUUUAAAGCCCCGUCAUUUCAAGCGGGUCGAUCUUCCACAUUCGCUGGAGUCUCCCCACCUCUGUCCGGGCAGAUGCAGACUCCUUGCCGCCCGCCCACGCAGGGGGAGCCGGUGCACGUGGCAAUGUGGAUUUUCCGUGGUCAAGGUCUUACUGUUUCAGGUUUUUUAAAUAGGAAAACUAACCCUGCCUUCGCCUGUGCCCGCCUUGCCCACAGCAGCCCCUGCAGUUGCCAAAGAGCCGCCUUGUCACUGUGGGCCUCAGGGCUUGGCCAGCUCAGGGCACAGCCCACGUGGGCCUCCAAGGCUCCUCCUGGGACCGGGAACCGCCGCAGGGCCAGAGGGAUGGUGCGAGAUUUGUGUUGGGGCUGGUUCUGCCCAUGCUAGGGGGGCGGGGGACCUCUCAGGACAGAUCAGCCGUCUUUCUCAUGUAAUGCAGUGACGCUGUCAUUAAACACGUGGAUUCA